AUGGCCUUCCGUCUUAGUCUCGCAGGUCUCCUGCUUGUCCAGUAUACCUGCGCUUUACACAGCCCCCAAGGGACAUACACACCAACAACCACAACCACGCCACGUCCAACUCCACGACCAUGUAAGAAUGAAGGACUGCAGUGGGCAUACUACCACUUUGGCGAAGGAGAUGUCAUCCCAUUCAACACCAACGGAUCUAACUAUAACAUCGACGUCAGCGCUCUCAAACAUACCCAUCCCAAUACCACUGGAACAACAGUGUAUGCCAACGUGAAUAGCACCGGGGCCAGUACACCAAUCGACAUAUACGGCCAUCAAGAGACUCCCGACUUCUUCGCUCUCAACCAUCGCGGCUAUAUAUACGCCAAUACAACCGGCACCUACGCCGUUACUCUCAUCGAGGUGGAUGAUGUUGCCUACUUCUGGUACAAUGCAACCGCGUACGCAGGAUGGAAUGUAACCAAUGCCGAUAUCUACGCUCAUUUCGAUACCGCCGAUAGUCUGCAUAUUGAACUUGUGGCCGGACAAUACCUUCCUAUUCGCCUCGUCUAUGCAAAUGCACAGGGAGCUGCAAGCCUGCCUUUCUCGAUCACAGCACCAGAUGGCUCGGUUAUUCUGGGCCCUAACUCCACAGCUUCACCUUCUAUUGUGCAAUACUCUUGCGAUACGGUUACAGCUCCAAAGUUCCCGCCGUUUGGCUAUGAGCUCUGA
Messenger RNA from Aspergillus puulaauensis, 711 nucleotides. RefSeq lists its product as uncharacterized. The record is from RefSeq and is a predicted model, not a curated record. The transcript has a single exon. Lineage: Eukaryota; Fungi; Ascomycota; Eurotiomycetes; Eurotiales; Aspergillaceae. Bases 1 to 711 code for a protein of 236 amino acids.